Gastrolobium bilobum is the source of this 798-nucleotide messenger RNA. RefSeq lists its product as uncharacterized. NCBI's taxonomy places the organism in Eukaryota, Viridiplantae, Streptophyta, Magnoliopsida, Fabales, Fabaceae. The transcript is spliced from 3 exons. The record is from RefSeq and is a predicted model, not a curated record. The coding region runs from base 1 to 798 and encodes 265 amino acids.
AUGAGGCUUUUCCCUUUUUCUCUAGCUGGGGCAGCAAAAGAAUGGGUUGAAGAUCUGCCUGCACAGUCCAUCACCACGUGGAAGGAGCUUGGAGAAGCCUUCCUUAUGCGAUUUUUCCCACCCACAAAGGUGUGUGAUUUGAGGGAUGACAUCACAGGGUUUAGACAGUAUGUGGAUGAGUCAAUCCAUGAGAGCUGGACUAGAUUAAAGGGGCUGCUCGAAAAGUGUCCUACACAUGGUCUUCCUAAGUAUCCAGAGGCUUUUAAGACACUUGAGAGAAUAAGCCAAAACAGUUGCCAAUGGCCUGAACAAAGAGAUGAAGCUCCAAAGAAGGCAGCUGGACUUUAUGAAGUGAGUGAAAUCACUUCCACGGCAGCUGAGAUGGCAUCACUGCAUAACACUUUCAAGGUUUUAGUCAAGCAAAUGGCUGAAACCAAACAGCCACCACUUGCUCAACUAGCUGCAGCCACACCUAUUUUCUCACUUUGCUAUGGUGCCCAUUUGUUUGAAGAAUGCUCAAGCAAUCCCUCUUCAGCCUACUAUGUUGGUGACUACAACAGAAACUACAAUAAUAGAGGGAACUAUAACCAAGAUCAGCAAAGGAAGCCUAAUGGAGAAACUCAGCCUCUUCCAAAUGAUCAGUGGUCAAACCGAAUGCUGCAAAAUCAUGAGGCCAUGCUUCAAAGUCAUGGAGCAAUCUUGAAAAGCUUGGAGACACAAAUGGGGCAGAUUGCAUCCUCUCUUAGCAAUAGACCGGUGGUAACUCUUCCUAGUGAUACUGAAGCACCAAGGAGAUAG